GCCCACCAGAGCUGCACAGAGCAGGAAUGGAGGGGGACUUGGCCAGGAGAGCAGCCCGGCUGCCUGCGCUGCUGCUGGCGCUGCUCGGCUUCGCGCCAGGUGAGUGCCCGGGCACCGUGCCCUCGUCCCAUGGGGUGGGCAGUGGUGCUGUUGCGCUGCGUCCCUGCUGUCCUACAUCCUCGCGGGCUCUCUCGGCCGCAUGGGUCCAAGGCAGGCGCGCAAGCGCGUGAUGCUCCACGGAGAGGUUUCAUAACAGGGGGCACCAAGCAUCCCACUGCCCCAUCCCGGGGGGUUUUGCUUGCCGCCGCCGCCGCUCGCGCCCCAUGGAGCCUGUUAACCCCGGGCUGUGCCCGCUGGGGCUCUUACGUAAAACGUUGAGAGAGGAAUCCCCUUAAUUCCCAGCGUGCUAAUCCACACAUUUAAUAAUUCCCAUAAAACCCUCGAUUCCGACAGAAAGCAUCUUCUAGUCCGGGCAGAUUAGCAGGGAGCUUUUAUCUUCCUAAUGCUUAAUUGGCUUCGGAGUGUGCGGCCGUCGCACGGGGCUGGCGGUGGCGGCACAGGGUGCGUAUGGUGGCAUAAAUAUGGCCCUGCACGAUGGCAGAGGGGCUGCUGGGGGCUGCGGGUCCUCCAGCCCCCCCUUGAUCAGAGAUAUCCGCUUUGGGAGCGCGGGGGUGAUGAAAGAGUGAAGCUUCCUUGAUGUGUGUUGAAUAAACCCUGGGGUUAAAUUGCUGGCGGAGAUCUUUUGCUGAGGUCUGAGACCUGAGCUGGAUCAAGGUGCACAGAGAACACCCUCCUUCCUCUCUCAAACCAUUUCUGGGGGCCCAUGGCCUCAAGUCACCAGGACAGGAGGUGAUGGUGGUGGCCGGGCACCCCCCUGCUUUCUCCAGCCAUCGUUUCCCCUAUGCGCUGGGGGCUGUGGAGACAACCCCCCCCCCCCACACUACCCUUCCCUUGCUGCAUCGUGGGGCUCAGCAUCUGCUUAACAUCUGUGCAGGGGGCUCAUGUGCCAGCCCACUACUGGGCCCCAAAAUGUGGGGAUCCCCCAGGGAAGGAUCAUGCAGGAUGGGAGGGAGCAGGGCUCAGCCCAGCAUAAGGAUGCAAUCGAUGGAAGGACCCAGAAGAGCCCCUUGAUGUGCAGGAUCAGAGCAGCAAGUGCCCGGUGAUGGAGAGCUCCUUUUCCCCAGCAGAGCCAAGAAGCAGCUUGUAAUUCAGGCUGCACGAGGGCUUUUUAUAAAGCGAACGCUGGGAUGUCUGCUUUUAAUCUGCUUUAAUAUAGAAGCACAUCUGUUUCUGUCAGGGUGGGGGGAGAGGAGAGGACUGUGGGGACACUUUGCCCAGGUCCCAGCGUGGAUGGGGCAAAGCCUAGCCUCACUCCUGGGCAUCCCAGUGUGUAGAAUGGGGACAGGUGGUGAGGGGCUUUGAGGAGAUGCUGGCCCUCUCUCACCGGCAGGGCUGGAGGCGGUGGAGGAGACAGCUUGUAGGUAGGCGGGAGCUGCCUGUGCCAGGAGCUGGUGCUGAGCGUGACUGCAGAGUGCUGCUGGUGCUGCCAAAAAUCCACAGUGUAGGCUCAGCCCGAAGUCCUGGAGGUGGCUCCAUCCCUCCUGGGUACCCGCAGUCUCCUCCAUGUCCCCACGCUCACCCACACACGGCAGUGGGAUGCAGGACUGGUGUGUGCCCACAAGCAUCCCUCUGGAACCAGAUCCAUCCUGGUCCGGUCCAGUCCCGCUGCCGUAACUGUUGUGAUCUUUCGUAGGCAUCUGGGCUGAGGCGCGUUUUAAGGCGGACAAUGAGGUUUUGCAGAUGCUGGCGGGGAACUCCUCGCAGAGUCUGUUGGAGCAUUGUUCUGGUGAGCGCCCGGCCGCAGUGCCGAGACCGCGCCGUUCAGAUGCAGCUUCGGCAUCCGAACACGUAGCUCUUGUUGGACAUCAGCUCUCGACCCUGGCAACCUCCCCUCCCUGCUAGCAGCAGCUCCGCACGGCCUCCGUGGUGUCCCCAUCCCGCAGAGGGACAUUGCAAUGGGCAGAGAGAACCGGGCAGGGCGAUGCUUCCUCUUCCUCAUCCUCUUCCUCCAGCUUGGACAGCGGUGCCGGAGCUCCUGUUCGGCCAGGUGCAGGCGCAGCCCCGGCAGGUGUCUGGCGUCCUGGGGGGCUCGGUGCUGCUCUCCCCAGUGCUGCCCCCCGGCAGCAGGGUGAAGGAGAUCGAGUGGAGCUUCUCCUCUGGUGCCGGUACCACCAUCCAGGUGGCUGAGUUUGGCCCAGGGGGCUUCGAGCGCCCAGACCCCCAGGACCGCUUCAAGCAGCGCCUGGAGAUGCCCAACACCACAGCAUUGAGGAUUGGGGCCCUGGAGCUGGGAGACAGCGGGGUCUAUGGGGCACGGAUCAAACUGCACCCAGCGCUGGUGGAGGACCAAUCCUUCAACCUGUCUGUCUACGAGUCAGUUCCGAGGCCUCGGACCCACAGCCAACUGCUGGCCAGCACCCUGGAGUGGUGCAACCUGACCUUGCAGUGCCAGGGCACUGGCAAAGGGGCUGUCAACGUCACCUGGAGGAGGGACAAUGGCCGGCAGGAGCUGGGUACCGACCGCUCACAGCUGUCCCCGGAUGGCACCACGCUGCGUCUGGCCCUGCAGCCCGGCACUGCCAAUGCCACCUACACGUGCACUGUCAGCAACCCUGCUGACCAGAAGGUCGUCCCCUUCGACCUGCAGAGCAUCUGCCGCAGUGGAGGGGGACAGGUGUCCUUCUCCAAGUCGGGGUACAUCGUCCUCACCCUCAUCCUGCUGGCUGUCAGCCUUGGCGGAGCCUUCUGGUGCUGGCGACUCAACAGCGAGAAGUCAGCAGAUCCAGCUGCCACCCCCACGGCACCAGCUGAGGAGAGCCCCCCAGAGCCCCAAUACACCGAGAUCGUGCACCGCAGCCCCCCGGAAGGUAAUGACCAGGGCCUACGUCCCCCUGAAAACAACCCGGAGCCAACCUCGACGGAGAAAGCACCAGGCAGCACCGUUUAUGAACAGAUCCACCAGGAGCCAGAGGACACGGCCGAGGAGGCACCGACAGCGCUGGAGCGUCAGGAUGUAACCCAAGGGCUGUAACGUACAUUGUGUGCCAAACCCGAUCCCUCUCCAGCCCCUGGUUUGGCUCCAGGGAUGGAGGUGCCAUCUCUGGGUACAGCCGGCCGGAUGCUUCCCCAUCCACCUCUGGUUUGUCCAACCCUCUGUCUGAAGCCCUCGUGGCCCCUUUGGGGACAUGGAGAUGAGCGGCAACGAUGAGGCUGAGUCCCUCCUCCAGCACCGGGCUGGGAUGUGGCUCCAUCACCCACACAACUGGAGGUCCCAGCCCCAUUUCUGCUAGCUGAGAGCGUGGGCUGCCCUGAAGCAAGAAGAGGGGAGCUGAAACCUUUAUUUUUUGGGUGGGAGGGAGGAAUUGGGGUCAAGAGGAGGCAAAGUUGGGUGGGCGGGGGCAGAUCCAAGCACUGCAGAUCCAGGAUGGGACUACCUGGGGCAGAUUGCCCUCCCACCCCCCACUGCUCCCAGCCUCCAGCUCAGCACCCCUCCCCCCUCUCCUGAGGUCGAACAGACCCUGGUGGUGACAUCCCCAGGGCCAUGUGGGGGGACCAAUGGCUGGGGGAGGACCGAUGCCUGUGGGAGACGUGCCCGCUCUUCCCCCACCCCAUAGCCGUUCCUGUGUCGCCUAUGUGCUGCCAUUAAGCGGGGGGGAGGGGGGGAAGUUUCACUUGUGUGUGUCCAGCACCUACUGUCAUGGGCCCCGUGCUUGGCCCAACCUCCCCACGUUGUAAAAACAGCAAAUAAAUCUUGGUGAGAGCGUA
Messenger RNA from Gallus gallus (chicken), 3825 nucleotides. Its product is annotated as T-lymphocyte surface antigen Ly-9-like. The transcript has 7 exons. The coding region runs from base 2042 to 3091 and encodes 349 amino acids. Lineage: Eukaryota; Metazoa; Chordata; Aves; Galliformes; Phasianidae. The record is from RefSeq and is a predicted model, not a curated record.